Messenger RNA from Acanthamoeba castellanii str. Neff, 1092 nucleotides. RefSeq lists its product as uncharacterized. The record is from RefSeq and is a predicted model, not a curated record. Lineage: Eukaryota; Discosea; Longamoebia; Acanthamoebidae. The transcript is spliced from 4 exons. The coding region runs from base 1 to 1092 and encodes 363 amino acids.
AUGGGGCAACUGCUGGUUCUGCUGCUGGCGGAGCUGAACGAGGUGAAGCGUAGCAGCCGAGAGAUCGGCAACACGGUCGAGAGCCUCAAGCGGAAGAGGGACCAGCUGGACCACAAGCUCGAGGUCAUGCAGCGCACGCAGGCCUCACAACUGCGGCACCUCGCCCUGGCCCAGCAGCGGAGCAUGCACCAGCUCGAAUCCAUGCUCGCCCAGCUCGCCCCAAGCCAGUUGACGCUCCUGCAAGACGGACCGAUGCCCCAUGCGCCACUGCCGAUGCCACAGCCGAUGCCACUGCCGAUGCCGCCGCCCAUGCUCACCUUUCCGCCGCCUCCACUGCCGUACUCCCAGGGCAUGGGCUCGGUGGUCCGGCGCAACAACUCGUUCCCGGCUUCGGUCCUGCAAGUGCUGCCAUUCCUCCCCAGCUACGACUUCAGCAAGGAGCCCUGCGUCAUCGAGGACCUGGGGCAGAUGCUGGUGGUGGCUAGCCUGAACGAACCGGAAUGCUUCGACGACAUCGAACCAUCGAUGGUCUUCUACGCCUCUCCGUCUCUGUGUUCGCUGCUCGGGUACCAGCAGGGCGAGCUCAUCGGCCGCAGCACGGCCGACAUCUGCGAAGGCACGUUCGACGUCAUGGUGAGCAUCCUUGCUCACCUCCUGUGCGGCUCGCCGACGCCGGUCGGAUCCCGGUACACGAUCGAGGGCCGCUAUCUCGCCAAAGCCCCUGGCCAACCGUUCAACGUGCGAAGCCGACACCAGACCCUCUACGGCCCGUCUGGCACGGCGCAAUGGAUGCUCUCGGUGAUCGAAGAGGUGCUGCCGCCGGACCCGACUCUCCCGCCAGCGGUGCCCUACAGCCAUCUGCUCUCCGAUCCGUUGCCCUGUGAAUUGGGCAUGACCAGUGUGCUUGCCAUUGUCAUCAUCAUGAUCUCCACCAUUACUGUAAGCCACUGCAUUGUUGUAGUGGCCACCAGACUCCCCCACCCACUGCUUUUCUUGUGCUUUUUGUCUUGCUUCUUCCUCUUGUUCAAGUCAACCCAUUCAGUUCUUGUGAAAAAUUGGUCCAAAAACCUGGACCCUAAAACCAAGCGCUGA